UUAUGUGUUUCUGGGAGAGAAAGAGAGAGAUAAAGAAAAAAUAAUAAAGGAAGGGAAGUGAGAAGGGAAGGAAAAGGAAAAAGAGUAGGAGAAAGAGAAAGAGGAGGAAAGGGGAAGGAGGAAGGGAGAGAGAGAGGUUGCUGAAAUCAUUCCACUACUUUUACCAAAGAAGGUUUAUAACUAGUUAAAUCCAGUUUAACUCUAGAAUUCUCUACUAUGGAUGAUGCAGUUGCCAUGUAUAGAAUGGAUUUUCAGUUCUCAUCUAAGGGCUGUGUGAUCUUUAUGUUCCCUUUCAUAGGGAAAGAGAUCAAAGGUGAAAAGAAAUGUCAAAUUUGAGCCUGGUGACAACGUUCAUCCUCAUGGGCAUUCCCCAUGCACCAGCCCUGGACACCACCCUCUUUGAAAUCUUUUUAGUGAUUUAUGCACUCACUGUGGUGGGCAAUCUCCUCAUUCUGCUGGUAAUCAGGGUGGAUUCCAACCUCCACACCCCCAUGUACUACUUUCUGGCCAACCUGUCCUUCAUUGACAUGUGGUUCUCUACUGUCACUGUGCCCAAAAUGUUGAUGACCUUCGUCUCCCCAAGGGGCAGGGCCAUCUCCUUUCACAGCUGUGUGGCCCAGCUCUAUUCCUCCCACUUCCUGGGCAGCACUGAGUGUUUCCUCUAUACAGUCAUGUCCUAUGAUCGCUACCUGGCCAUCAGUUACCCACUCAGGUACUCCAGCAUGAUGAAUGGGAGAACAUGUGCCCUCCUGGCUUCUAGCACUUGGCUCAGUGGCUCUCUGCACUCUGCUGUCCAGACCAUAUUGACAUUUCGUUUGCCCUACUGUGGGCCCAACCAGAUCCGACACUACUUCUGUGAUGCGCCGCCCAUCCUCAAACUUGCCUGUGCAGACACCUCUGUUAAUGAAAUAGUGAUCUUCAUCGACAUUGGGGUAAUGGCCUCGGGCUGCUUCCUCCUGAUAGCGCUGUCCUACGUGUCCAUUGUCUGCUCCAUUCUGAAGAUUCGCACCUCGGAAGGGAGACGCAGAGCCUUCCAGACUUGUACCUCCCACUGCAUUGUGGUCCUCUGUUUCUUUGGCCCUGGUCUUUUCAUUUAUCUGAGGCCAGGCUCCAAGAAUACUGUGGAUGGGGUUGUGGCAGUUUUCUACACUGUACUGACACCCCUUCUGAACCCUGUAGUGUAUACCCUGAGGAACAAGGAAGUGAGGAGAGCUCUUUUUAAGCUUAGAGAUAAAACACUUUCUCAGAGCAAAUAA
This is a messenger RNA of Loxodonta africana (African savanna elephant), 1256 nucleotides long. RefSeq names its product olfactory receptor 10G9-like. Gene Ontology annotation, biological process: G protein-coupled receptor signaling pathway. Gene Ontology annotation, molecular function: olfactory receptor activity; G protein-coupled receptor activity. Lineage: Eukaryota; Metazoa; Chordata; Mammalia; Proboscidea; Elephantidae. The transcript has a single exon. Gene Ontology annotation, cellular component: membrane. Bases 324 to 1256 code for a protein of 310 amino acids. The record is from RefSeq and is a predicted model, not a curated record.